This is a messenger RNA of Cuscuta epithymum, 581 nucleotides long. The record is from the annotation of a GenBank genome assembly. NCBI's taxonomy places the organism in Eukaryota, Viridiplantae, Streptophyta, Magnoliopsida, Solanales, Convolvulaceae.
UUUUGCCAUCCUAUUCUUACUCUCAUCCUUAAUUUUUAACUCCCAGUUAAUUAAGCACUUCAAAUGGCUGCUAGUGCUCAGGUUGAAUCAGUUCCCACAAUAGGAACAGAGAAUGUUCCAGUUGAUGUUGAGGUGAACACAACCAGUGAGGCUCCAAGGGAAGAAGAUGUGGCCCCACUUAUUGAAUUAGAAACUCCCCAAGAUGAUCAAGAAGAGGCUGAAGAUAGCAAAGAAGUGGUGGAUUCUGAAGCUGAAGAAACAGAAUCAAAUGAUACUGAUGAAGCAAAUUCAGAAGAAACGGUUGCCGAGGAAGAAGAAAGUCCUGCUGAUGAGAUGGUGGUGAAAGAGGAAACCGUGGUGGCUCCGACUGCUACUGCUUAGGUUGUGGUGGCUGGAAUCUGUUGGCACAGAAGUAAGAAGUUGCAGGCUAAAGAGUAUUUAGAUUCAAAGAUUGGGAUAACGAAUUUCUAAUACUAAAUCUAAUACUGUUAUAGCUAUUAUUGUUGUUACUACUAUUACUAUCAUUAUUACUAUUAUUAUUAUUAUUAUUAUUAUUAUUAUUAUUAUUAUUAAAGAAUUUA